This is a messenger RNA of Guyanagaster necrorhizus, 756 nucleotides long. RefSeq lists its product as uncharacterized. Lineage: Eukaryota; Fungi; Basidiomycota; Agaricomycetes; Agaricales; Physalacriaceae. Bases 1 to 756 code for a protein of 251 amino acids. The transcript has 4 exons. The record is from RefSeq and is a predicted model, not a curated record.
AUGCCUACGUCUAUGUAUACGAUUAUGGUUCAUUAUCAUUUCGACUACUCAGAUUCGCUAUAUAUCCUCGUUAUGUGCUCGCCACCGCCAGAAUACUAUAGGCACCAGCAAGAGACAGUAUUAUUAACAGUCCAAAACAGUCACUCGCAGGUCCCUUUCAGUCGCUUUAACGGUACCGUCCUUUCGUAUUAUAUUGUGGCGCAGAUCCCCAAAGCCGGUCUCGCUUUCGUGCGUUGUCCUCAGAGGCUCAGCUUGCUUUUGAAAGGUACUGCAGUUCAUUUCGCCUCGGAGCAAUGCUCCAUACUCGCAGCCGAGCUUCGUUCCACAGGUCUUCUGCAUAUUGAGCGGUUCAAACCUACCAGCCGUCAGCUCGGUGCCCGCUCCCUGAUAUCAAUGCCCCGUGCAAGAACCGUCCGUUUAUUAAUGGUCUGCCACAGCUCUGACCGUGUAUCAAAACUGUCGAUAUUGCAUCUUGAACCGAAGUUGUCAUCAUUUGAUUUCGCAUACUCGCAUUCGAAUAGACUCAGACGGCAGCGACACCCGUCUUACGAAGCCAUUGGUGCCAAUUGUUCGGUUCAAAAUUUUGAGCGUAACCAAGGCCUUUGCUUUGUCGUUGUUUCGGCUCUCCAUAUUGAUCUGGACUACGAGGCUACGACUGCUUACGAGGGUGCAGAGCUUCUCAACGAGCCUUUUUUGACAGAUCACGCAGUACUACUACGCCACAAGCUUCCGGGACCGUCUUCCCGCCGCGUUUAA